Molecule: messenger RNA, 1086 nt
Organism: Mollisia scopiformis
Lineage: Eukaryota; Fungi; Ascomycota; Leotiomycetes; Helotiales; Mollisiaceae
Product: cardiolipin synthase-like protein
Exons: 5
Coding region: 165-935 (256 amino acids)
Biological process (GO): cardiolipin biosynthetic process
Cellular component (GO): mitochondrion; membrane
Molecular function (GO): cardiolipin synthase activity
Source: RefSeq, a predicted model, not a curated record
GAAGAGGCUUUCAUCGUCACAUGGGAAUCCACCUUGUUCAUGGAAGUCGUCAUUGUGCACUCUGGCUCAAGCACGAAGUCUAGAGCGGCCUCUGCCAAGGAGACCUCCAAUUGUUGUCUCAUUGCGGAAGGGGAUUCCCUUCUCGACUUCCAUCCGACGACACGAUGAGAAAAGGUACGGGCAUCGUCUCUUUUUCUUGGUUUCAAAGUUGUUCCGAAUUCAAAGCUUGCUCUUCUUCUAGGGAGAAGACAACGCCCACCAAAAGACCUCUUCUCAAGGCCUUGACCCAGAUCACUCCUCACGAGAACAUCUACACGGUCCCGAACAUUCUCACCUUUUCACGCCUUGUGGCGGCGCCGGUCAUCGGCUAUCUCGUCCUCCAUGAUUACCAUGCUUGGGCAGUAGGCUUGUUUGCCUACGCUGGAAUUACAGAUCUUGUCGAUGGCUACAUAGCUAGGCGAUGGAAUCUUCAGACCGUUGUUGGAACGGUCAUUGAUCCCAUGGCUGACAAGACGCUGAUGACCAUCUUGACUGUUUGCCUCGCUAUCAAAGGGGCUCUUCCUGUCUGGCUUGCAGCUAUCAUCCUUGGCCGUGAUGUUGGUCUGGGAAUAGCAGCUAUCUAUUAUCGCUGGAUCUCACUCCCUCCUCCAAAGACUUUCGCUCGGUACUGGGACUUCUCGCUCCCAUCGGCCGAGGUCCAUCCAACUACAAUUAGUAAAUACAAUACAGCCCUACAGCUAGCAUUGAUUGGGGCAGCUACGGCAAUGCCGUUGUUGACGGUGGACGUUAGUGUGGCGAUGACAGCCAUGCAAUACUUAGUCGCUACGACGACAGUGUGGAGUGGUGCAAGCUAUAUAUACACGAAGGACGCGGUCAAGAUUUUGAAUCAGGAGCAACAGCAAGGGAAGGACGAAAAUUUGGGAGAUCGGAAAUGAUCAUCGUGCCAUAGGUAAAACACGGUGUACUGAAAAUGGUUGUAUGAUACAUAUUUCAGAUGUGAUAUAAUGUACAAUCUUAUCUUAUGUAAAGGUUCACCAGGCUGCGACCGAAGCCGCAUAGACCUGCCUACAGAUGUCUCUGGUAACA